This is a messenger RNA of Colossoma macropomum (tambaqui), 760 nucleotides long. RefSeq names its product mast cell protease 4-like. Gene Ontology annotation, biological process: proteolysis. The transcript is spliced from 5 exons. Gene Ontology annotation, molecular function: serine-type endopeptidase activity. Bases 8 to 760 code for a protein of 250 amino acids. NCBI's taxonomy places the organism in Eukaryota, Metazoa, Chordata, Actinopteri, Characiformes, Serrasalmidae. The record is from RefSeq and is a predicted model, not a curated record.
GAGCAUCAUGGCUCCCAUCUCUCUGCUUCUGCUGGCUGCUCUGCUGCCGUACCUGAGCCACUCUGCCAGUGUUAAUGUUGGUAUAAUAAAUGGCACGGAGGCUAAACCUCACUCCAGACCCUACAUGGUGUCUAUUCAGGAAUAUGGAUCACACCAAUGUGGCGGCUUCCUUUUGUCUGAAAAAUUCGUCAUGACGGCUGCGCACUGCCGAGAGGAUAAAGAGACGCUUACAGCAGUGCUGGGUGCCCAUGAUCUGUCAAACAAGCAAGAAAAAGGUUCUGUCCGCAUGGAAGUGGAGUCUUACUAUCGCCAUCCCAACUACAGUAAAGGCACUUUGGACAAUGAUAUCAUGAUUUUAAAGUUGCGUGGAAGAGUCAAAAUGGGCCCAAAUAUCAGUUGGAUUCCCAUCCCACAAAGAAACAAAGAUGUUCCGGCCAACAUGGUCUGCAGUGUAGCUGGAUGGGGACAGACAGAAGCCAAGAUACUCUUACGUGAUCCUCUUAUGGAGACAAAAAUAAGAAUCGUAGGCUACGCACAAUGUAAGAAGCUCUGGGGGCAUUAUCUAAGCCCAGUGAAGAUGUGUGCAGUUCAUCCUGGAGGAGUUUGCAUGGGAGACUCUGGAGGUCCUUUGGUGUGUGGGAAUACUGCAGUGGGCAUUGCUUCCUUCAUUCAGGAAUGUAAUGCACCCACGAAGCCAAAUGGUUUUGCCAAAAUAUCUGCAUUUCUGCCCUGGAUCAAGUCUGUUAUUGGAAAAAUGUAA